This is a messenger RNA of Pecten maximus, 1029 nucleotides long. Its product is annotated as ribonuclease P protein subunit p38-like. Gene Ontology annotation, cellular component: ribonuclease MRP complex; fibrillar center; nucleolar ribonuclease P complex. Lineage: Eukaryota; Metazoa; Mollusca; Bivalvia; Pectinida; Pectinidae. The record is from RefSeq and is a predicted model, not a curated record. Gene Ontology annotation, molecular function: ribonuclease P RNA binding; ribonuclease P activity. Gene Ontology annotation, biological process: tRNA 5'-leader removal.
GCCUACUGUCCAAGAUAAAGUUCAACAAGAAAUACUGCAACGACUUAUUAGCACGUUGAAGUCACUUGAUAUUGCAAGACCUAAAAGCUAUAAGAGAAAGAAAAAGAAGACAGAAGAUUCAAAGAAAGAUAGUGUUUUGCCAAGGGAUGAGGAAAGACAAGCCAUCAGAAAGCAGCUCCUGCUUGGUGUGAAUCAGGUAACCAGAGGCUUGGAGAAAGAUGAGGUACGAUUGGUUAUCGUGUGUCGAUCUGCCAAACCUGUCAUCAUAACACAGCAUCUGAUUGGUUUAGCCAGCUUGAGGAGAUGUCCAGCUAUCUGUAUCAAUGAUCUCAACAAGGCUGUGGGUGAGGCCAUGAACAUAACAUCUGCUGUGGCUGUUGGAUUCAAGAAAAUUUCCAAAGAUGCAGAUCCAAGUGUAUUUGAUGACCUGGUGGAAUUCACUACUAAACAUACCCCUGAAAUAACACUGGCCUGGCUUCCUGAAAGUUCGAGGGACACUUUAAAAAUGGAGACCCGUUUGGAGGAAAUGGAUACCACUACAAAGGACGAGAGUCGAAACACUCUCCAUGUUGAAGAUACCUCUGAUCAUUCAGUGAAGAACGAAAGUACAGAUUCAUCAUGUAUUAAAAAUAGUGACAGAGACAUUAGGACUGAUUCGGCUGAUCCUGAUAUUGGGGGAAAGUUCUUUAAAGAUUCCUCCCACAAUGUUAGGUCACACAUAAAGCCAGCAGAUCAAACUAAAAUGGACUACUCACAUUUCUAUGUGUAUAAAUCAUUAGCCACAAACAAAGAAAAGAAAUGGCCAGAGUUUCUCCGGUUCUCCAGUGAACCGGAAGUGUCUGUGGAGUAUAAAAACAUGACAGUUCAGGAAAGUUUAAAAAAUCCACAACAAUAUUCUGUAAAAUAUGAAAAGGUAUCAGUACAAAGGAUUCCUGCAAAUCCUGAUAGAAAGAAAAGAAAACGGAAAUUAAAAAUGUAGGGAAUGGAAUUAACAUUAAAAGCUUAAAUAAAACUGGAAUAUGUACUUAA